Parastagonospora nodorum SN15 is the source of this 1947-nucleotide messenger RNA. RefSeq lists its product as hypothetical. Gene Ontology annotation, molecular function: actin binding. NCBI's taxonomy places the organism in Eukaryota, Fungi, Ascomycota, Dothideomycetes, Pleosporales, Phaeosphaeriaceae. The coding region runs from base 1 to 1947 and encodes 648 amino acids. The transcript is spliced from 2 exons. The record is from RefSeq and is a predicted model, not a curated record.
AUGCCCUCCCCACGCUCCGAGGCGUACCGCAACCAAGUCCAAACUCGCAUCAUCGACCUAGUCUCCGGCAACAGGCCGCGCGACCCGCAUCUAAGCACGGUGAGUACGCAGCGCCUGAUCAUCGAGGGUAUUGUGGAGGAGAUACGGAUUUAUCGGCUGGAUAAGGAAGAGAAGGCGAGGAGGGAGAAGGAGAGGAGAAAGAGGGAGAAGAGAAGGAUGGCUGGGAGGAGUAGGAGUGGGAGUAGGGAAAGAGGACAUCGGCGUCAUCACCGUGGUGGUUCAGGAGAGCGGCAUAGAGAUGGACGUCGACGCGAUCGCUCGGGACAACGCGAUCUAAGACGCGGAUCGCGAGAUAGAAGUCGUGAUGCCUCCAGUCACAAGGGUCGUCAUGGACGAAAUGAUCGCGGCAUCUCCGACCUCGUCACAGAAGGCCGUCCAGAUCCCAAUCCAGACCUCAUGAUGACAGGCGGCGCUGGACCUGCAGGCACUCUACCUCCUACACCGAAAUCUCCUUCUAGACCCCAUCACGCAAAGCCGGGAAGAGCUGGCGUAUCUCGAUCUCCUACUCGUCGCCACGGUCCAGAUGGCAAGACACCCUUUGGUCAAUUACCCAAGAAAGUUGCAGGUGUUGGAUUUGUGGCGCACGCUCUGAAUACCAUGAUACUGGGCAUCGAUCAAGAGGGAUGCUGGAGAGGACGGUUGGAUGGGUGGAGGGGGAAGAAGCCAGAUCCUACUGUUCGCGGUGGUUAUAGUAGUGAGAAACGGCGUGAGACUGAGAAGUUGACGAAGGAGGAUCGAAAGGGCGAGGUUCAUGGGCGGAGAGCUCAGGAGGAAGGUCGUAGAGAUGACCGUCGCGGGCGUGAUGAGGGUCGGACAGAUCGAGGGCGACGGAAGGACCGAGAUCACCCCAGGCGCAAAGACGACCAAAGAAGUCGUAGAGCGGACGUUGGAAGUGAGAAUGGGCGUCGCAAUGGCGAAAGAGAGUUUGACCGACCUGACCGUCGAAAUCCUCGCUAUGUGUACGAUUUUUCGAGGGCGCCGGAUGAAGACACUUCUCCACGGGGCUUUUCGCCACAUCGUACAGCGCUUGGUGAGGCCCAGUUGCCACAUAGUCCUCUUCCUGGGCGGCAUCCUCGUGUAGCGUACGAUGAUUUGUACUCAGAGCCAAGUCCUGCACCGCCAGUGCAUCUUCAGGCGGCUACACCUCUUGAUCGCACCAGUUUACAUUACCCUUCUCCUACUCGGGCGCCCCCUCAUACAUCCCACGAUGGUUUGCACGCAAAUCCAAGUCCUGCACCGUCAGUGCAUAUCCAGAAGGCUACACCUCCCUCAUUCCACCAUGACGGAGCCCCGGUUUGGGCCCCUACUCCAGAAAGUUUCAUGCCACGACCACACACUCCAGCAUCAUUGCGAAAAGACAGACCCGUAUCUCCUGCCCGUCCAGCCCCAAGUCUUCGGCAUGAAAGAUCCCCCUCUCGUGAACGCUUCGAGUCACGCCUAGCAGCAGAAAGGUCCAUCACCCUCUCACUUCCAUAUUCAUCUCCCUUACCAGAGCGCCGUAGGUCUCUAUCUCGCUCACCAUCGCCUCCCUACCCCGAAUCGCCUUCCGACCGGAGCAUCUCCCCCAUACAGAUGCCACCACCGCCUGGGGACUCUGCUAUACCGCCUCCACCACCACUUCCUCCCAUGCCCAAAGCCACGCCGAACCACGCUGCACUGUUUGAGCAGAUCCAAGGCAAUGCGCCAAAGCUGCGCAAAGUGCGCAGUCGCGAGAAGAGAGAUGCGAGCACGCCGGACUCGGCUGGGCAUGUGUAUGAAAAGACGGGGCAUAGUCAUGCUGUUGAGGAGAGGGAAAGGAGACAGACGUGGAGUAGUGAUGAUGGGUUUGGAGAUGGUGAGGAGGAGAGUCAGCGGAGGAGGGAGUUGAAGAAGAAUUUUGGGGAAUGA